This is a messenger RNA of Aspergillus steynii IBT 23096, 984 nucleotides long. RefSeq names its product mitochondrial 54S ribosomal protein mL58. The record is from RefSeq and is a predicted model, not a curated record. Lineage: Eukaryota; Fungi; Ascomycota; Eurotiomycetes; Eurotiales; Aspergillaceae. The transcript is spliced from 2 exons. Gene Ontology annotation, cellular component: mitochondrial large ribosomal subunit. Bases 150 to 755 code for a protein of 201 amino acids. Gene Ontology annotation, molecular function: structural constituent of ribosome.
UCUUAAUUCCAUCUCCCAUUGAACCAAAAGCAUGCUAUCAACCUAGCCAAUCUGUGCUUUCACUACGAUUUAACGCGACGAUUUGAUCCUCGGCCCUCCUGGUUUCCUGUUGUGUCUCCGAGGAAAUUACAUUGCUGUCUAUACUUGCAAUGGUCGCCUCAGUCCUUAUACCCAGGAGGCCUGUAAUUGCCUUGCCAUUUCUGCUUCCGCCUUCUUGCCACACCGCGACUCUUGCUCCCCGGCGGAAUCAGUCCUCAUACGGGCGCACUAAACAACGUCUGCGCGUGAAACCGGAUGCUUCAUUUGGAUCUCCUACAAAUCAGCCAUAUGACAAUAUCAUUCACAACCCCCCUUCCAGUGCGCCUUCGGUCUACCAUACACCUACGAAAUUUCUUCCCUCCAAUGAUGCCCGAAGAGCGCUACGUGCCCAUGCUGGGGUGAAAUCCGAGGGACCCGAAGAACUUCCUCCUGUGUUCAAGGCAUCUACCCAGAAGAAAUAUCACUUGAACCCGUCGGACAUAGAGGAGAUUCGCAAGCUACGACUCAGCGAUCCGAUGAUGUGGAGCCGGUGGAAACUGGCCAAGCGCUUCGAUUGUUCCCCCAUGUUCAUUGCAAUGGUAUGCGAAGCUAGCCCGCAGAAGAAAGAGAUACAACGACAUGUUUUGGAGGCCGUCCAAUCGCGAUGGGGUGCCAAACGUCGGAUGGCCAGAGAAGACCGCCAGUUACGCAAGGAGUCCUGGGGAAGAAGUGAAUAAGGGUGAGACUCCCCAAGAUCCGCUGACCGGGCCCUGCCUCACUGCCGAUAAUCAUCACCUCUUAACUUUUUCUUUUUUGCCAUCUCAUUUUCUAUGAACAUCUAUCUGUGUGGCUAGAAUCUCCUGUCUCGAACGGUGGCCUAUUCAGGGAGGUGGUACUUGUGUAUAAAAUCCUGUAUUUUAGCAAUCUUACAACAUGUCUGAUCUGAACCAUUUUGCUGCCAGCGGC